Messenger RNA from Scomber japonicus (chub mackerel), 3078 nucleotides. RefSeq names its product small ubiquitin like modifier 3a (gene sumo3a). The transcript is spliced from 4 exons. Gene Ontology annotation, biological process: protein sumoylation. Gene Ontology annotation, cellular component: nucleus. The coding region runs from base 117 to 401 and encodes 94 amino acids. Gene Ontology annotation, molecular function: protein tag activity; ubiquitin-like protein ligase binding. Lineage: Eukaryota; Metazoa; Chordata; Actinopteri; Scombriformes; Scombridae. The record is from RefSeq and is a predicted model, not a curated record.
GUCCAAAGCGCGCGCCCGUCAGUGGAGGAGAAGAGAGGACAGAAGGAGGCAGAAAGACAAAAUAAAGACCAAUUAACCUUUUAUUCUGCAAAAGCGGCACACGAAAUCCAGCAGAGAUGUCAGAGGAAAAGCCAAAGGAGGGAGUAAAAACCGAGAAUGAUCACAUCAAUCUCAAGGUGGCAGGACAGGAUGGGUCUGUGGUCCAGUUCAAAAUCAAAAGACACACACCCCUCAGCAAACUAAUGAAGGCGUACUGUGAACGGCAGGGUCUCUCAAUAAGGCAGAUCAGAUUCAGGUUUGAUGGCCAGCCUAUCAAUGAAACGGAUACGCCUGCACAGCUGGAGAUGGAAGAUGAAGACACCAUAGACGUUUUCCAGCAGCAGACAGGGGGGCUCUGCUAAGCCCCUCCCACCUCAUUGACGCAACCCUCAGACCACGCCCUCAGCCAUCUUCACUGUUCUCUCCUCUUCAUCGCUCCUCUCAGCCUAUUAUCAUCAUUAUUAUUAUUAUUAUUAUUAUUAUUAUUAUUAAUGUUAUUAUUAUUAUUAUUUCUUAAGUUUAAAGAUGUCUGUCAUGGUUUUUCGUCAUUGUGGGGGGGCUCCUCAGCUGUUUAUGUACCGUCUCAGCCAGGACUGAACUUUUUGUGCGUGUCAACAGUCUCUCUGCUGGCCAAUCAGGACAACUUUUCCUUCUGGCAGCGCCGGCUGUGAUUGGACCAACAGCGUGUCACAGCUGUUCCUGGUUUGUCAGUGCUUCUCUCUCUCAUUCACUCUCCAGUGAAAGCUUGGUAUCCAGUAGUUUGUCACAAUUUUCAUCCAUCGGGGCCGAAUGCGAGGCUCUGCAGCUUUUGUCCAGGGAUCACCGUCAGUGGGCAUGAAAAUGUUUUGAGGUGGAAGCACUAUCUGAACUUAAUACACAUCCGCCUUCCAUUUCACUUCACUUUCUUGUGUGUUCUUUUUGUCUAAACGGUGAUUCCUGCUCUUCUGUCAAAAUGUAUUUUAAUUCUUUGCAUUUUAGGUGCUUUUGCUAAAGAGUUCUGCAAUGUUUUUGUAAUUUUUUUUCUUUUAAAGAAAUAACACCCAAGGGGCUUGCUGAAGUUUCUGUAUAGAAGUAUCAGAGUGGAUGUUAGAUAAAUGUUGUGGGGCUUGGACCAAUACUCCAAAGACCGAACUUCUGUUUCAUAUUUAAUGUUCUUGGAUCACUCUAAAAGCAAACUGUAAGGUCAAAACGGUCACAUUUAAGGGAGUUUGUAUUGCGGUACUGUUGUAAGUUCCCUCUUCGACUGCUACCGCUACAAAUUGAGAAAGAUUCUUUGUGGGUAUCGGCUGUACUUGCUGGUAUUCAUUCAUACAGAAAAAUGCCUGUGUAAGGGAAGGGAAUUUAAUUUACACCACUGAGGUACAUCCUUAGUUGGGCACAGGCUGGUUAAGGAUAGUCUCUUGAUGUGGAAUACAAAACUGUUUUUUUCUUUCCCUAUUUUUCAUUGAAGCAGGCCAGUAGCCAAUCCCUAUGAUACUCUUACAAGUGGCUCUGCUUGUUGGUUUUACAUUGGGUAAGGUUCGAGUUAGAGUUGGGUGGGCUGUGGAUAGGAAUAACUGGAAGAUAUUCCUCUGUUUUGGGGUCAGCUGUCUCAUCUCUGUUUGCAAAUGUAGGCAGAUGGCACAACUGACUCUAGAUGUGUUCUUAAGGGGGAUAACUUCCAGUUUGAGCAAUGAUAUCCAACAAAAGUCAGUAUGUUCUUGUUUAUGCGUUUUGAAGACACUUUUUACUGCUUUGUCAGCUGCUGAGCUGUUUCAGAUGUUGUUUUCUUUUGUGUAAAAAGCAGAAGUUACAGACCAUCUGUACAAACACCUUUCUCCCGCAGCGUUGGAAACAGUGAGGAUAUAAAAAGCAGUGAUCAGUGUCUCCAAUGUUUUACAGUUCGGAGAGAGAUGCAUACAGUUAAUUGCAUAUCGGGAGGGCAGGGAGGUCCACCAGUGGAGUUUGGGAGAUGAAGUGUUCUGUACCCACAGGGCCCCGUUCUUCGUACAUGAUUAACAGAGUUGGCUUGGUUGAUUGUUGAUGGUCUGAUGUGAGCUUGGAAUUUUCAGGUCUUUGAAUCUUGGUUAAAAUGUAUUUGUCCAUCGGUUCAAACCUGCAAAAGGGAAAUCUUACUCAGAGUGAGUUGGGUAAUCGCAAAACCUUUUUAAAUGUAUCUCAAAUUAUUUUCAGACAAGGCUGCUCCUUUCUUUAGAGGCACAAAUAGAUCUGUGGUGGUAGUUGGACAUGUUUUGAGUUGCAUACUAAAAAGUACACAAAUUACAAAAAAAAUGCACGCAAAAUUAAGUUUGGCAUUACAUGAACAAGUCUUUUGUAAAUUGCAGUAUUUAAAAUGAUGCAAAAUGGGCUGCAAUAGUAACUAAUUGGCCGUGUAAAUUUUCAUCCUCUUUCCAUGUGCUAAGUCAGCUUUAUUGUCCACCUCAGCCUUUUAAUGAAAUUAUGCUCGGCCACAAAAGAAAGGUGCUGCCCUUUUUUUUAAUAGUAAUUGAACCGUACAUCAUGUUUUUCCAGCUGUAUUUUUGUGUGUAUUCUAUACAACAAAGAGAGUCUGUGCCCUUCAUUAUACUAUUACAUUAUAGAUGAAUAUUUGACAUCAGCAAUUGAAAAAUGUGCUGCCAUCUGCUGUUCUGCUAUCCACUCUGGCCCCUCUUAACCCUCCCUCACUCGUUAAGAAAAAGCAUUUGCCUUGUACAGAGUUGCGUUGUACACAGACAUGUUUGAUCUGUUUGUGAUUACUCCAGAGAAUUUGCUGUUGCAUUGACCAAUCGCAAGUAAUGAUCACAGUUUCACAUUUUCCUCUCCUGUUACUUUCUGAUUGAAAACAAGAGCACAGUUAUCUUAAGACAAACAAAUCAGCCUUCCAUUUAUAUUUAAAAAAAUCUGAGCUGGAAUUGGCUAACAUUAGCCCGAAUUAGCUAAACUUUGUAAUGUACGAAGAACAGGGCCCAGGUCUUGUCAUGUUAUUUGUUUCUCUACUGAUUUGUACAUUAUUUGUGGUCUUUUACUACUGUAUACAAUAAAUAUAGUUUGGUACUCAGA